CGCGCACUUCAUGUGUUAUCUACAAGUAAAAAGUGUAAAAUCUGCGAAGUCGCGAUGGUAAUAAUAUGGCGGAUUGUUCAGCCCGUGUAAAACAAAGCACUGCAGCUAACUUCAAGGCAAACAUAAACACAGAUAAGGGAAAAAGUGAUCUACGUUCCUUUUUGGAUGGCCUUCUCAAACUUCAGGAGCCGUUUGACAAACACAAGAAGGAAUGGAGUUCUUUCUUGAUAGCUGGCGGAAAGACUCCGGAGGAAUUCAAAAACACUGUGCGCUCCUACGACUCUCCUACAAUAUGCGGGCUAGUGUGGAAUAGAAAUUUCGUAGCAUAUAGAUGCAGGGAUUGUGGGAUCUCUCCUUGUAUGUCUCUAUGUGCAGACUGUUUUCAUGCUGGUAAUCAUGAAGGGCACGAUUUCAACAUGUUCAAAAGUCAGGCUGGUGGUGCUUGUGAUUGUGGAGACGAGAGUGUAAUGAAGAAAGAAGGGUUUUGUUCAAGGCAUGGCAUCAAAGAGAACAACACACCCCCUUGCCGACCUCCAGAUCAUUUGUUUGCCAUGGCAAGAACUGUAUUGCCGCGACUUUGUAUGCGACUGCAUUACCAGCUUGAACAAGUUGAUAAUGAGUCUUUAGAUACCAACUCUCCUUUGAUGGAAGAUGCUAAUGGAUUAUCAGAAUUCCUUAUUACAAUUUGUGACACAGACAAUAUGAAAAAUGUGAUGGCCGAGUGCUUAAUGGUAGAAAUGCGAAAUGUUGAACCUUCUAACAAGUUAAGGCCAAUGUCCUUUAACACUACAGUUAGUCCACAAACCUCAUCUAGGAGUUCAAUGAUGCCAAAAACCCAAGGAACUACUAUCACAAGGAAAGAAAGCUCCUCCUCGUUUUCGAGUUCCAGCUCCUAUGACAGCUUGGACGAAGAUCAUAGAACAUAUUUGAAUUUCAUGAUGGAUUUUGUUACAAAAUAUGAGUUUCCUCAAAGACUUGUUACAUUUUUGCUUCAUUUGUUGCCUUGUAAAGAAUACAAGGAAUCAUUUACUAAAGUUUUCUGUCAGCAUUAUCAAAUGAUAGCCAGAGCACUUGUAUCGUCUGAUGGUCCUAGUGUAGAGCAACUGUCCAAUCGUGUAGUCCAUGUUAGUGUACAGCUCUUUAGCAACAAGGAGCUUGCAGAAAAGAUGGUUUUAGAGCAGAACCUUUUGCAUGUUAUGGUGAAGGUUUUACAUGACAUGGUCAGGCCUGCCCUGAAGGAAGUCAAGGGUGGAGAUCAGCUGCUUUCAUAUCAACUAGUCGUCAAUUGUGACAACCGAGCAUUAAGUCACCACUGCUACUGGCCAAUCGUCAGUGACUUUAUCAACAUCCUGUCUCAUAAGACGGUUGCAGAGAUGUUUAUGAAGAAUCAUGACCUCAUCAAACAGUGGAUGACAUUCAUACAGUAUCUUACAGGGAUGAACACAACGUAUCGCCAAGUGAUGUCUCACAUAGAGUUUGAACCGACUGUCUACUUCACUUCCUUCUCAGUGGAGCUCGAAGCAGCAUCCUCACCAUUGUGGAGUUUCAUCAGCGGCUGCAGAGUCCUGGAUAGCUCUGUUUGUUUGAAGAACAUGAUUGUUGGUAGUACAGAGGCUCUAUGGAAAUGGUACAAGCACAUUGACUCAAUGCCAAGACAUGGGGAAGUGACAUUUCACCUUCCACUCCAUCGUUAUCUUGCAGGGUUUUUGAGUGUGGCUACCUCUCAUUUUAAAAUGCCACUGCAUGGGAUUAUUCCAAAUCAUGAUCUAUUAAGGCUGAUGGUGGAACAUCUGCUUCAAACUCAGGCAGCUGUCUGUGAGAUAAGGGCCGGUCGAUGGGUACGGAAUGGUGCCCAGAUCAGGAGCCAGGUUCGACUGUAUGAGGAGUGCCAAUUCUGCAACUCUAUGGUAGAUUUGGACAUUUUUAUGCUACAGGUGUGUGCCACAUUCCUCGAUCCUGACUGUUUCCUGAACGCCGUACUUGAGAGGUUUGGUAUCCAACACUGGUUCCAGUUUGGCGAAUCAGCAGUACCUACACCACCCUGUUUUGAUGCAGAAACAGAUAUAACAAUGGUUGAAGGUGUCCUCAACCUCAUCAUCACACUCCUUAGCUUUCGGCAGCAUCUUGGGAUGAACUCAAAGGAAAUAAUUCGCAAGGAGAUGGUUGCUCAGCUAUGUAUGUCUGAUAGAACACACAGUCAGCUAGUUGACUUGAUACCAGACAAACCUGGCCAGUCUCACAAAGUUCAGGAUUUUGAGACAAUCCUAGCUGAGUUGGCAGACUACAAAGCUCCAGGGUUUGAAUGUGGAUGGAUGCAACAGGGGAUGUACACCCCUAAAGAUGAAGUCUGGGAGAAUGAGUUUGACUUCACUCAUGUGGUGCAUAGAGCCAUACAGCGGCAAGACAUCCAGUCUGCCAUGAGCAGAUACUGCACCUUCAUGAGCCGGAGUGGCAAGACAAAUGUGUCGAGCUCAGUCUGGCCACCAUUUCAUUCAUUGAAACCACUUCCCAAGGGCUUUGAGGGUCUACUUAAGCUAUUGCACUGCAAAACUCUGCAUGGACUGCUCUUCUACAUCUUUCACAAGGCAUCAUUGGAUAAAAGUGUCAUGCCAGAAGCAGUGUUGUACAUGGCCACACACCUGACAAGUCUCGCCUUAGACUCAAAACCACCUGUUGGUGCAGCUGAAGUCAAGCCAAAUGUUUUAAGUCUACAUCAGACGGAUGAUAUUGGCAGCCAGAUUGUCUCUAGAUGUAUUGAUUAUCUUGAUGUACAUGGGGAAAAUGUCAAGGGUUUACACCAAGUUGAGGACCUGAGAUCCAUCAAUCAAGAAUUGCUGACACGUCUAUAUCAAAACCCAUCAGCCCCAAUAAAUCCAGAACAAGAUUCAUGCCAUGACGUCUGUGUUGUGAUGGCACAUGCCCUUCAUCAUGUAAUGCAGCCAAAACUCUUCAACUCUUUCCUUCCUUUCAUGGCUGAAGUGCUCACAAGUGCUUUGAAUAAUCAGAGCAACACUCAAGAGAAGGUGUCUCAGUUGCAGCAUAUCCAGUACCUCUUGGAGAUGUUGCCAGCGCAUAGACAAAGGCUGGUCAGAAAGCUGACUGGACAUCUAGUCAGCGUUUCGGAACGCUACAAUAUUCCAACCAAGAAUCUUGUUCUUGUUAGUGAUGAUACUCAGCCAUUGGAGUUAUCCAUGUUACUCAUGUAUCUGGUGAAAUACCAUGACUGGUUAUUCAGGGUGCACUCUGUCCCACCUGGAUGGCCAAGAGGUUUGCCAGACCUUGACUUCCCCUCUGAAAGCAUGGUUGAUAAUGUGAGACACAAGAUCGGACUGGUAAUAGAGCCAGUGCCUAUGAUCACUGAUAGUACACCAUCCACACCCCAGGAUCUAACUUCAGGAUAUCAAGGUGCAUCUGUUGGGGAUACACCUACUCAGGUCAGAGCUGCAGAGAUAACAAAGUUGUCUUUACAACAACAAAGUGACACCACUUUGGAAAAUCUCAUCAAGGCGUUUAUCGCCAUCACAGAGGCUCCAGAACACAUUGCAAGGAGUCUGCUUCGUAGCUGUCGGGGAGACCUGUCUCUAGCCAUAAACAUGCAUCUUAACAUGGAAGAAACGAUGCCAGAUUUGGAACACCAGCCUUCGUCACAACCUGAGGAAGUGUCUAGCAUGUCCUCUCCUGCACAUCCAGUCGGUGGUUGUGUGCCAGGAGGACCAGACAUGCCAUCCUCAUCUCAGCAUCAAGAAGAAGCUGCUUCACCCACUGCGCUGAAUGAGAGCUUGCUCAGUUUGUUGGUGAAACAGAAACUUGCAAUGCAAGAAUCGGCUUCUGACGCAAGUGCCUUAAAUACUGGAAGCGGUCUUUUUUACAUCAACAAGCUACUGGAGAAAGUUAAGCUAUCAAGUCCGGAGAAUGCUCAAGCCGUCGCUAAACUUCUUCCUGAUAGCAAAAGUGUACCACACAAGAUGCAAAGCCCAGGGAGUGAGGCAGAUGACUCGGCAGCAAAAACACUCAGGCGGCAACGAGCGCGUGAAAGACAACAGAAGCUGCUGGCAGAAUUUGCAUCCAAGCAAAAGUCAUUCUUAGAGAAGACCCUGAACGUUGGACAAGAGGCCAUGGAGGUGGACACUGAGGUCGAUGCCCCUGCACCAGAGGAGACUGUGGAGCAGUCAUUUGAGUGUGUCAUUUGCGGCGAAGCAUCUCCUUCUACUGAGGAGAGACCUGUAGGACUUGUAGCACUACUGCAAUCCAGUGCAGUUCUGAGGCACCGGAGUAGGCAUCAUGCCAAGAUCCCGUGCACUGAGAGUGAAACGACACACGCGGAAAACUGCGGCACUGCCGAACGUCAACGCAUGGAUGCCCUCACUCAAUGUUUUACCAAGGAGGCGAGUAUGCGUGCGUCUUCGGUUGGUGCUGACGGUGGGAUUCACAUCCAGACGUGUGGCCACUACUUACACAUUGACUGUCAGCAAUCCUACUUACGCUCUCUUCAGGAGGAGGAGGCGGCCCAGCUGCAUCAAAUGCAUUCCUUCAACUCCAGAAACGGCGAGUUUACAUGUCCACUGUGUAGACAGCUUGGGAACUGUGUCCUUCCUGAGAUACCAGCCAAGAUCAUGGCCUCAAUGGACACAACACUUAAGGAGAUGAAUCACUUGGAAUGCAUAAACUCUAUGAGCGAACGCGUGAAGAAAUAUCAACAGAAGUGUAUGAGCAAGUUGACCGCAUGCGCCCUAAACUUCAGCGUGCUUGGAGCAUCAGUCAAGUCUAUGGUGGAGAUCGCCCUGAUGCUCGAGUCUGGAGACUCGCAGACUUGGUCCCCGGAGAGGAAGUUCGCAUUGCUCUACCAGACUGCUAGAACAAAUAUCGAACUGGAGCAAGUAAACAUGACUGGCAGGUCGACUCAGCGGCGUUCUUGCUUCGGAUCCUUGAUGCGCGCAUUCCAGCUUCACAGUCAGAUUCUUGUUGCACCUCUACUCAGCGUUUGGUCUCAGCUGACAGGUGGUGGCCAUCAUCUUGACCGAGCUCCCAGUACGUUCCAGGAUGCGCCGUUGCUGUUGCGUGACUGUCCAUCCCUCUUGCUGCAGUUCAUAAUGGCUUGGCCAGCACCUUUCUCCUUGAGGGAAUUCCGAUGUCUUGUACAGCUAAUCUAUAACCUGGUUUUCACGCAGGCUCUGGUUGAGGCCUGCUGUAAGUUUGUCGGAGAUGAGAGGCUUUCUUGGCAAGAUACAGGCAAGCGCGCUGCUGCUCAGGAGAAAUCUGGAAAGACGUUGGCUGUAGAUACCUUGCUUGGUUACGUGACCCACUGUCUCGCCUCUAGUAAGCUCUUCAAGGAGAAUAAUUCAUUGAUGGGGUUCACGCAGACGGUGUGGUCUCCUCACACGGUGGAGCAGUCGAUUCGAGACUCGUGCCUACCCUUCCUCGGGCUAGCAAGCCUUGUAUCAUCGCUUUGUUAUAACACGCCCCCGCCUCCACAGUACGAGUUCUACACCUUGGCGUCCAGUCUGGGUCUUUGCCCGGGUUCCUCCACCACUCCAGAGCAUGCCUCGUGUGCAGUCUUUCUUUCCUGGCCACACGCUAAGCCACUCUCGAUCAUCCGCAAGUGGUGCGACGAGCUUUCGGCCGUGACCAGACGAUGUGACAGGAUUAUCCAGGUCACACAGCUACUACCGAAUCUAAAGCAGUGGCCGCCACCGCGACUACUCCAGCUCCCCGAACGAUAUGAUAGCUUGAUCCAGCACUACAGGAAACAGACGUGUCCAAAAUGCUACCAGAAGCCUGAUGACCCUGCCAUCUGCCUGGUAUGCGGUCGCUUCACUUGCCUCCAGGGAACGUGCUGCAUGAGUGGCGAGGAGACGCGCAAGUUUGAAUGUGUCCAGCAUUCGUGUGAGUGUGGGGCUGGCACAGGUCUGUUUCUUAUUGUGCUAUCAUCUGUCAUUAUUAUCAUCCGGGCUUACCGGGUGUGCAUCUGGGGUUCUGUGUACCUGGAUAGCUUUGGAGAGGAGGACCGCGACUUGAGACGCGGCAAGCCAUUAUUUCUCAGCAAGGAGCGUUUCGAUAGACUAGAAGAACAAUGGUUCACGCACAGUUUCGACCACACGUGCAAAAGGUGGAAACGGCACCUGAAUACGCUAUGACACUCUUGGUGUGGUCGGAAUAGAUAGUGCGUGACAGCUUUGCGAGAUCUACUGUGUCACAGCCACACAAAUCGUAUGCCCGGUAUACAGAGUGGAAGUCACACUGUGUGGACAUCUAUGUCAACAAAAGAUGAAAGGGUGUCGAUUUACGUUUGAUGUACCAACAAUGAAAAUGCCUCUUGGAAUACUCGCAAUAUGAAACUCUAGGACUGCUAACCCGUGAAAUACACGAAGUACGAUAUGUAUUAAAGCAGUGUGCACGUUCUCUUUUGAGCCAAAUACUCUUCCACACGUCACAAAUACAUAUAUUUAUGUACAGGUAUAGUUUAAUGGCCAAUAACUUUAGUUUUAUCAAGAUUGUAUAUGCAUGGUAUUUACAUAAUGUAUAAAGUAAUUUAUUGUUGCAAGGACUGCAAUUAGUCCGAACGCUUUUCAGUAUUGAGGACAUAAAAAAUAGAAUAUUAAACUAUGUAAAUUUUUCAAAAA
Molecule: messenger RNA, 6620 nt
Organism: Nematostella vectensis (starlet sea anemone)
Lineage: Eukaryota; Metazoa; Cnidaria; Anthozoa; Actiniaria; Edwardsiidae
Product: E3 ubiquitin-protein ligase ubr3
Exons: 45
Coding region: 66-6134 (2022 amino acids)
Biological process (GO): ubiquitin-dependent protein catabolic process via the N-end rule pathway; signal transduction; protein ubiquitination
Cellular component (GO): cytoplasm; ubiquitin ligase complex
Molecular function (GO): ubiquitin protein ligase activity; zinc ion binding
Source: RefSeq, a predicted model, not a curated record